AUGCAUCUCGUGUGGGAGAAUUUGAUUCCCAACCUUGUCCUACUCUGGACCGGAAAGUUCAAGGGGCUCGAUGAAGGCCAAGGGGGUUACGAGCUUGGACCUACUGUCUGGGAGGCCAUCGGGGCUGCUACUGUGAAGGCAGGAGACACGAUUCCAUCAGCCUAUGGACCACGUGUUCCCAACUUGUCGACCGAUUCCUCCGCCUACGUCUCCGCCGAGAUGUGGUCUUUUUGGACACUGUACAUCGCACCUGUGGUCCUUCGUCGACGAUUCCGUCAGCAACGAUACUAUGAUCACUUUGUCCGUCUUGUCCGACUCCUACAUCUAUGCCUUCAAUUCGACAUCACGGAGAAGGAAAUUGACACGAUUGAGGAAGGAUUUAAUGAUUGGGUUAGUGACUACGAGAGACUGUAUUACCAGGGCGACCCCGCACGACUACCUAUAUGCCCAGUUACCAUUCAUGCAUUGCUGCACAUAGCAGAAAGUAUUCGUGUAAUGGGUCCAGUCUGGUGUUAUUGGGCAUUUCCGAUGGAACGUUAUUGUGGCAAGCUGCAACCCGCAAUCCGGAGCCGCCGAUUCCCAUAUGCGUCGCUCGAUCGAUUUGCUGUUGAAGAUGCACAGCUCACGCAGAUCAAGAUGGUGCAUGGGGUAGCUGAAGAGCUCUCUCUUGAACCUGAAACUAACCCUCAAUCCGGAUUUACCCAUGCUGCCUAUCAAUCUUGCAUUCUUCUACCUCCAUCCCGAGCACGCGCACCUCCCGACAAUCAGCUAUCUGUGAUAGCAUCCGCUCUUGUCACACGUGCCAUGCAAAAUGGUUUGAGCAACCAUCGCAGGCUCCCUAUCAGCAAAGUCAAGCAGUUACUGAAGGGUGCACGGAUUUCAGAGUGGGGGAAAGUUAAACGGGUUGACUCAGACGAGGGUGACACGAUGUGCUCGUCUACAUUAGGGAGGCGGGGCCAGGACCGGCGUGAUGCUACAUUUGUUCGGUACCAGAUUUUCGUCGAUAUCUACGCCCACCAUAGGAACAAGGCACCCAAAUACAAGCUAACAACAUUCUACGGCCAGAUCGAGCACCUCUACGCCAUCACCUUCGACGAUUCUGCAGCACGCCGAACGCUCAAGCUCGAAAACGACACGGUAAUCUUGGCAGCUAUACGACCAUGUGUUCUAGACGAGAUUGCACCCCCCAAAGACCUCGACAUCCACUAUUACUCGAAGAUGGGCGCGCUCGACAUUGUGGAUGUCAAGGCUGUGCAAGUAUUGAUAGGGAGGUUACCAGCGGGCAGCGAUGGCAUGGCUAUCAUCGACCGUAGUGGCUCUUUGGCAAGAGCUAUUGCAGUCGAUGAUGGUAACGAUGGGGAUGAUAGUGAUUAG
Molecule: messenger RNA, 1374 nt
Organism: Coprinopsis cinerea okayama7#130
Lineage: Eukaryota; Fungi; Basidiomycota; Agaricomycetes; Agaricales; Psathyrellaceae
Exons: 4
Coding region: 1-1374 (457 amino acids)
Source: RefSeq, a predicted model, not a curated record